CAUGACUGGCCUGUAUUUAAAUGUGUUCCCUCCGACGAUAAUGAAGCAGUUAAAGGGCGCGUGUCUGUUCCUCGUGUCGCCGCCAGAUGGCGCAGGUGUUCCGCUGCUGUUCAGCAGGUGAUCACAUUCACAUUCAGCGCUGAGAAAUACAGCCUUCACAGAGCUGGAGCCUGAGCUCGCAUUACAGCGUUACAGCGUGACAUGUUGAGGAGCGUGUCUGAAUACCGCGGGAAGACCGUGUUGCGCAUGCGCCGCCUGAUGACGACGAGCGCGAGGGCGGGUAUCACCUGUGCGUGCGCGCGCCCCGUACGUCAGAUCCGACACCCGAUUCAGAUCAGAGGAGCACCGAGGAACGGAUCCGCGCGCGUUACCGGAGUAAUUCCGCGUUUCAGAGCCUCAGAAGACCCGGGUCUGCGUCUCCGAGGGUCUGACGCCAUGCUCCGCUGGGAUCCGGGUUAUUGAUGAGGAUGAUGAUGGAGGAUCUGCCGGACUUCAGAGACGUGGAGAACAAACUGGGCCGGAAAGUUCCGGAGAGUUUGAUUCGUUCAUUCGCGGGCGAACCGUUCGGAGGCUCGGAAACCCGCGAGCGAACCGAUGAUCUGCAGACGCUGCACAACAAAAUCAGCUUCCUGCGGCAACAGAUGGCUCAUCUGCGCUCCAUCGAUGUCCGACUGAUGCAUCAGCUGCUGUCCAUUAACGAGGGCAUCGAGUCGAUCCGCUGGGUGCUGGAGGAGCGCGGGGGCGGGGCUAGCCGUGAGGGCAGCGUGACGGACAGCUUGUGCAGCCUAUCAGACGGCGCGGAGUCUGAGCGCGGCUCCUGCAGCGACGGGCUGGACGGGAUCUCGCUGGGCAGCUAUCUGGACACGCUCGGGGACGAGGAGCCCGACCGCCUCUCGGACGGCCUCACCCCCCCCGCGGACCAGGAGACGCUCGGCAAACCUCCGCUGCGGCCGUGCGUGGAAACCGACGAGUACUACUGCUUCGGAUAACAGAGACAUAUGGGAAGCUACACUCUCAUGCACCAAUCGUUUUGGGAAAUACUUAACCGUUUGUGACUGCUUCAGCUCACACUUCUCCUUCUAAAGUUUUUUUCUGUAAGUCAGGGUUUGACUUUCUGAACAUUUCUUAAGAGAAACGGCUUUAAAAACCCGACCGAUCCUUGAAAACCGAGUAAACCAAGAGAAUCUGUUCCACCCUUUGUCUUAAAUGUUUGAUUCAGGCGUGAGAAUCCGGCUCUAGUCGAUGGAUUGGAUCCGUUGGCUGCGUUCACACUCAUUCGGUCCGGUUUGAAUACUGAAUUCAGUUCGGUUUAGUGAAGAACGUGAUGUCCAGGAGUAUCUCCAGCAGCUGUUAUAUCUCCGGGUCUUAAUUGACGUUUUCACAAAUUAAGGCCUUGAAAGGUCUUAAAUCAGAAAAUCUUUAAAAAAAAACCUUUAAAAGUCUUAAAUUCUGACUCAAACCUGCAGGAAACCCUGUUAAAGGGUCUUGAGCAGUAUUGCGCCGUAUUUAAUUACAAGCACUCUGCAGUUGUUGUCAUCUGCUGCUUUAAAUGCUCGCACCCUGUGAAGCAGGAUGGAUUCUGAUUGGCUGUCAGUGUUUCGUUUAACGACUAUAUAUCAAGUGUAAUUGACCCUUCGCAAAAACCCGCCCUCCUUAGUUACUGUUGCUAUGUCCAACAAGCCAUGCCGCUCUCACACUACACAUCAUGUUCUCACGCAGUAAAAAUACAUCGCGGAAAACACGCCGACAAACAAGACACAGCAGGUUACUUCUGGUAUGAAACAAUUUUGUCUUUUUUUAAAUUUUUUUUAUUAAGAAAUCCAAACAAUAAAUGCAUUUGUGGCUCUUCAAGCGGCACGUGAACCGAUCGUCUUUUCAUAUUCACUUGAAGCACGAAAUAAACAUGAAUGAACAUCAGAACGUAUUUUAUUUAAACCGCAGAAGGACAUUUUCAAGUUUAAGUCCACCGAAGUGAAGCCACUCUCCCGUCUGGUUUGAUUGUUGGGCAAGAUGGCGGAUUCUGCGUUACGAUUGGUCAGAUCGCCUGUCAAUCAAACUCUUUGCGAACGGUCGAUUGCAUCUUUAACAGGAAAUAUUCCUACAGUGUUCGGACAGAAAGAAACGCGUGCCUGCUUUAACACUGUUUGAUGAUGUUAAAUGAGUCUGAAGCACUGAGCGUGAACGUCUGGCUCACACGCUAGUGCUAAUGCUAAUGCUAAUGUCGUAAACCGCUCGCACGUUUACACUGAAAGCUCUCGGUGCUCUGCUAAUGUGUGGACUAACGGGAUUCACAGUCGUUCUGUGACGUUUCAAACGCGUUUGUGUUGAAGCACAAUUCCUGCUCAUGCCAAAGCUAGUUAGCGACUCUUUAGCGCGUUUAACCGACGCUCGUUCAGGUUCGCCUCUUCACUGCAGUAAUGAGAUUGUUCUUACUUGAAUCUUUGACAUUUUCAAGUCAGUUUAGUAACUUUGUUUUCACACUGUGAUCUCCUGAGAACUGUAACGUCACAGCAGGUUGUUGUUUUGUGUCGAUGUUUGAAAUGUAGUUGUUUGUGCUGCUAUUUCAUUCGUUUCUUUGUGUGCUCGAAUACUCCUAAUUUAUAAUAUUCAUUUUCAACUUUGUUUUUGGGGAAAUGUCAGAAUACAUUGUGACUUA
Onychostoma macrolepis is the source of this 2656-nucleotide messenger RNA. Its product is annotated as leucine rich adaptor protein 1-like. Gene Ontology annotation, biological process: positive regulation of canonical NF-kappaB signal transduction. The coding region runs from base 462 to 989 and encodes 175 amino acids. Lineage: Eukaryota; Metazoa; Chordata; Actinopteri; Cypriniformes; Cyprinidae. The record is from RefSeq and is a predicted model, not a curated record. The transcript is spliced from 2 exons.